Molecule: messenger RNA, 5733 nt
Organism: Perca fluviatilis (European perch)
Lineage: Eukaryota; Metazoa; Chordata; Actinopteri; Perciformes; Percidae
Product: serine-rich adhesin for platelets
Exons: 30
Coding region: 179-4429 (1416 amino acids)
Biological process (GO): cell surface receptor signaling pathway; adenylate cyclase-activating G protein-coupled receptor signaling pathway
Cellular component (GO): membrane
Molecular function (GO): G protein-coupled receptor activity
Source: RefSeq, a predicted model, not a curated record
GGACAUUAGUUCUGCACAGCAAUCAUUUUGGAUGAUAGCACAACACAAUGGGCCUUUUCUGAUAUGGUGUGAAGUUAAAAAGAUUCUGUUCAGGGGGUGGACAAUUGUUGAGCGAGGUUAAGGUAAAGUGAAUGCAGGCAGUCUACCAUUUCAGGUUGAGGUUUCAGGGGCGUGCCACAUGUGUCAGCUGUUGAUCCUGAAUGAGAAAGUCACAGUGAGCUCACACAGUAGCCUGCCAACUACGAUAGAACCAACGAAUUUCUGUGGGUUAAGAGAAGAAAAUGCACAUCUAAUGUUUGUGGUUUGGCUUUUUUUUCCAAGGUUGGAGUUUGCCCACAGGGAGUUAUGUUCCAUGAAAAUGAUGGAAAAAAUAAUGAAAUCUACCAGCAUUUGUUCUGAUGGAUCUUCAUGUCGGUACAUGUUCGCCACCUUUGCCAGAGUGAAGAAACCAGGCUCACAUCUAUACUGGUUGCACAUACUUCUGCUGGUCGCCCUAUUUGCAGGUCAGGCAUCCUGUAAUGGGACCUCUGCUGCUCCUUCCCCUCUUCCCAUUGCUAUAACAAAUGCACAGACUUCAGUAUACUUCUUAGUUGAUGUCACCGUGGAUGUCAGUGGACAAAAGAAUGAAUCAGAAAUCAUUGCCUGGCUGAAUCAGGCGUUCCAAAACAAUUUGCAGAGCUGCGUGUCUUCAAACCAAGGAACAACUGCCACGCCUACCUCCCCACAAACUACAUCUGCAAGCACUUCAAAUGAGACGACACUCAUGAUGACAGCAACAACAAUGUUACAGAUCAACAACACAACUACAGCUUCAGCAACAACAUUACAGAUCAACAACACAACUACAGCUUCAGAAACAACAUUACAGAUCAACAACACAACUACAGCUUCAGAAACCACAACGUUACAGAGCAACAACACAACUACAGCUUCAGAAACCACAACGUUACAGAGCAACAACACAACUACAGCUUCAGCAACCACAACGUUACAGAGCAACAACACAACUACAGCUUCAGCAACCACAAUGUUACAGAGCAACAACACAACUACAGCUUCAGCAACCACAAUGUUACAGAGCAACAACACAACUACAGCUUCAGCAACCACAAUGUUACAGAGCAACAACACAACUACAGCUUCAGCAACCACAACAUUACAGAGCAACAGCACAACUACAGCUUCAGCAACCACAACAUUACAGAGCAGCAACACAACUACAGCUUCAGCAACCACAACAUUACAGAUCAACAACAAAACUACAGUUGAAGCAACCCCAAAGUCACAGAGUAACAACAAAACUACAGUUGAAGCAACCCCAAAGUCACAGAGUAACAACAAAACUACAGCUGAAGCAACCCCAAAGUCACAGAACAACAACAAAACUACAACUGCAGCAACCCCAACGUUACAGAGCACAGCACAGUUAAAGAGGAUAGCUCGUCAAAUUCGGGACAGUGUGACACAAACCAGUCUUUUUUUCAGUGCAGUCAGUAUUGACAUAUCAACUGGCCUAUUUCAAGGAAUUAACGUUUCAUGCACCCCAACGACUGCAACAAUAAACAUCAACUGUUCUGUGAUGCUACAGCUGAAGCAGAGCAUCCCAUCAUGUUGUAUCCUGAGUACGCUCUGUGCGGCAAGUAAAACAUCUUCUGACAUCCAUGUGGUGGGAAAAACAGCAGGUCAAACGAAUCCACUACAAAAUCAGUGCAAUAACACUAUGCAAGAGCAAAACAGUUGCAUUUAUACUGGUCAAGCCGGUGCAUCAUGUGAAGAGUCAGUGACUGCAUAUGUGAUGCCUCAACCCAACUCAUCUCACUGUGGUGCAGACACAGGGAACAACACCUGCAGCUGCUCUGCUUAUUGCAGUGUGCCUAAUGCAUACUACACUUUUCAAAUUUCAAUACAAGAUUCCAAUAUUAACUUUUCAUAUAUCUCAUCCGUGAUUUCUAAACUUAAACAACAACCAGCAUGCCCUUCAAGUGGAGGUGUUUCAUGUCCAUUGUCUAUCAUUGCAUCUGAAUAUAAGGAUGUCAAUGUGGAUUGUGGAAGCACAGCAACAACUCUUCAAAGCUGCAAAGUCAUUUUAGGCUUUGGCCAUGAGGUUCCUAUCUGUAACGUGUCAGCAGCCGUGAUUUAUGUGCUUCAGUCUGAGAAAGGAAUCAGUUACAAUGGAAAAGUGACCCGAGCAGCAAUUUGUGGAAAUUCAGAAGUCAGCGACAAUUCUGAGUUUGUGUGGUUUACCAUUAACCUACAGCCUGCUACCUUUUGUACAACAAUAGAAGCAUCUUACACCCUCACUUGUCAAAAGGGAAUCAAUAUGGUUUUGCAGCUAGAAGAGCAGUGUGUUCAGGGGGUGUUUACUACACCCAGCCCAAAUGUGACAACAGCACAACCAAACACCACCACCUGGUCUGUAAAUGUAACUUCAUCCCCGCUGAACACAACAGCUCAAGCCCUGAAUGCCACCACCACUGCUGCUAAUGUCACGGCAACAGCUGAAAGCCAAGCCAACGCACUGCUUGAGCUGACCAGAGACGUGUCUGAGCUGAACUCCAGUCAGGUGAAUCAGCUGGUGUCUCAGCUGGAGAAACUUUUGUCAGGCCCGACCGUCAGUCUGGCACUGGGGAACACUUCCAUCCACGUUGUCAGCAAUCUGCUGGGUGCUUCUCCUGGGGUGCUGUCAAACUCCUCCAACAGGAUUAUAGGGAUUGUUGACACAGUGGGGUUGAAGCUGGUCCUUAAUGGACAGGCUAAUACCCUCUUGUCCCCGGAUGUGGCUCUGUCUGUGAAACCAGCAAAUGGCAGCAACUUUCAGGAAACAAUUUUCUCCAUCUCAGACCCCAAUAAUGUACAGGUCCGUGGGGAUCCUAGGCUCAGAAGAAGCGUGAGAACAGAUCCCUCCAUCCCUCAGGGCUCCAUCACGCUGCCCUCCUCUCUCACACAGAACCUGACUACUGAGCAACAGCAGCUUGCCUCCAGAGUCCAGUUCAAUUUCUACCAGAAGAGCACAGUUUUCCAGGAUAGAUCUUUGGGAAAACGCAAACUUAAUAGUGGCAUCCUGGGAGCGAGUGUGGCCAACCUGUCAAUCACAAAACUGCAAGACAAUGUUAUAGUUCACCUGAGGAACACAGAACCCAUUCCCGCUAAUUUUGUGGCUACAUGUGUUUUCUGGGACUUUACAUUAAAUGAUGGAUCAGGUGGUUGGAAUCCAACAGGCUGUUUUGUCCAAAACAGCACAGACAGCGAGACAAUUUGUGGCUGCAAUCAUUUGACCAGUUUUGCUAUACUGCUGGACCUUUCCAAAGAGCCUGUAACAAGUCGUCUACAGGACAACAUUCUUACCUUUAUCACAUAUAUUGGCUGUGGAGUCUCUGCCAUCUUCCUGUCUAUCACCCUCCUCACCUACUUGGCCUUUGAGAAGUUGCGGAAGGACAUUCCAUCCAAAAUCCUUAUCCAGCUGUGCCUGGCUCUGCUGCUGCUGAACUUGGUCUUCCUGGUGGAUGCAUGGCUGGCUCUCUACCCAGACGCUGUGGGCCUCUGCAUCUCCACUGCCUGGUUUCUUCACUACUUCCUGCUGGUUACCUUCACCUGGAUGGGACUUGAGGCCGUCCACAUGUACCUGGCCAUCGUGAAAGUCUUCAAUAGCUACAUAUCACACUACAUGCUGAAGUUCUCGCUGGUCGGCUGGGGUGUCCCGAUGAUUGUGGUCAUUAUUGUCAUUGCUAUUGACAAGAAUAACUACGGUCUCGUCUCCUAUGCAAAGUUUGCAGAUGGCUCUAGUGAUGACUUCUGCUGGCUGAAAAAUGACAUUGCUUUCUAUGUGGCAGUGGUGGUCUAUUUCUGCAUCAUUUUUCUGUUUAACCUUGUCAUGUUCGUCGUGGUGUUGGUCCAGCUGUGUCGGAUAAAGAGACAGAACCCUCAAAAUUUGCAGCACCGCAACACACUGCAGGAUGUGCGAAGCGUUGUCGGGAUAACAAUGCUCCUGGGCCUCACUUGGGGCUUUGCUUUUUUCGCCUGGGGGCCUGUGAACCUGCCAUUCAUGUACCUCUUUACCAUCUUUAACUCCUUGCAAGGUUUCUUUAUAUUUGUGUUCCACUGUGCGGUGAAGGAAAAUGUGAGGAAGCAGUGGAGGACCUACCUGUGCUGUGGCAGAAUGAGACUAGCAGAAAACUCAGAAUGGAGCCGCACUGCAACACAGAAGACUGUGAAGAAGUCAUCAGGGAUAAGACUAAGAUCUCAUCAUUCCUCAAAUUCUUCCCAAUCCAACAAUUUCUCCAGCUCCUCUUUCCUCGUCAAUGACUCUUCAGAGCAGAUUAAUGGCAUUGGUAGCCCAUUUGAAGACAGAUCAAUCAUAGCGGAUGAAGUCCCCGGUACGGAUGUGGUCCUCAACGAGAUCAACAGGCAGUACAGAACCCAACAAGCCUGAUCCAAAAAGGACAUCAGAAUUUUGAAUGGUCCUUAUUUUGAAAUACUUAUGUAUGUUAAUAGAGUAAAUUAUGUACUGUCCAUCUGCAUGUCAUACAUUAUACAUGGCACUUGAUUAUACAUUUACCUAUAUUCAUACUUUUAAUUAUAUUUGCACAAGGAACCCGAACAACCUUUAUUUUUUGUACAAUUAGGUUAUCAAUGUAAUAAGACAUAUUCCAAUGGUAUGUUGCCCCAUGAUCAACAAGUCAAUAUCAGAACAAGCCAACAGACUGGUCCAAGUUCAGUUUAACAACUUCAAAAAAAAAAGUUAUUAUAGCUUUCAAACAGAAGGGACACCAUGGCACAGUAAAGUGGUCCAAAAAGCUUUAAACUCCCCUAUGCUGCAAAUAAAUCUUACAUCUACAUUUCUAAUUAUAGUUUUAAGCGUUUGUAAGGUUUUCUUAGCUGCCAAAGCACUUUUGAUGAAAUGUCUUCAUGUAAAUUACUUCUAAGUGUUAAAUAAAAGGAAUUACAUCCACAUUCAGCUUAACUAAUUAGAGCAACAAACUAGAUUAUUAACACAACUGUACAAACCUUUAUCAUUGGCUGUAUCUACAUUGUAUUCCGGUUCACUGUUCAUAUUGACAUGCUUUUCUUAAAAUAUUCCAAGGGUGUCCUUGAUUAUUAUUCGUCAAUUCCAUUUCUUUUGGAUAAAAACAAAAGUCAACAUUCCCCCCCAAAACACUUUAUUGAAGAGAUCAAAGAAAGUAUCUCAAGUGUGACCAAACAGCAUUUGGUUAAAUUAUAUUGAAUAAAUAAAUGUAACCCGAGUCCCACAGGGUUGAUCACGAAUAAACGUGCUGUGUACUGUAUAUGCAAGCUACAUUCACUGUCCUUUACAUGCACCUAAUACAGUCUUAAAAAAAACUUAAAAUAUAUCAGGAGAAACCAAAAGGUGCUAAUAAAACAGGACAUAAAAACAGCACAAGCACAAAGGUGGCAAAGUGGUGGAAUCAUUUCCCUUUUAAAACACAUUUGGACUUAAACACUUCAGUCUCACUGGGCAUGGUCACAUUGCGUUGAUACAAUCUGAAAUAAUCAAAUCACAUUGAAGAGGCAGUAACAAAAACAGCUUAAAAGCAACUCCGUUCAACUAUGCUGAGGCUAUAUAUUGGCCUAUCACACGACAUGAGCUCAUUACUCAAAAGUGAAGAACUUAGAAAACCUAAAGAAAACAAGAGAACACACCUGUUGAGGAUGUAAGAUGAGUUACACCACAUUAUCAGUGUAUCUAAUCACGGUUUAAACAUCGAACAGUUCCUU